Lachancea dasiensis is the source of this 4191-nucleotide messenger RNA. NCBI's taxonomy places the organism in Eukaryota, Fungi, Ascomycota, Saccharomycetes, Saccharomycetales, Saccharomycetaceae. The record is from the annotation of a GenBank genome assembly.
AUGGCCCAUAUGAGAGCCACUCCAAGGUCUGGGCUAGGGCCCCAGCUUUUCAGCUCGGCUCCGGAGGCAGCAUUCAAAAUUGCACAUCAGCGGGUGUCCAUUGAUGUAGACCUUUCGACGCACUCACUUAAUGCAUUUACAGAAAUAAUACUAAUACCAUUGAGUGACAAGCUGGAGUAUGUGACUUUGGACUGUAAGGAAAUGACCGUCACGGGUGUCAUCGUUGAAAACCGGAGAUGCGACAACUAUAUCCAUGAUGACCCUUAUAGAUGGUAUGCCGACCAAUACAGCAGCGGCAAGCUGUCAGAACUACCGUUGUUUGAUACCAACUCGGUCGAACAAGCUCAUUUUCUCAGAAAUAAAUUUGCGGAGCUCAACCAACCUUCGCAGACCUCAGACAGCACCCGUUCCCAACUGACAAUUCGAAUUCCCGCCUCUGUCAAGAUAACUCAACAGGAGGCAAAUACAGUAUCCACAUUCACUCCUAUAACGCCUUCAGUAAGAACACCCGCACAGGAUACCAUUUAUUCCCCUAUAACCAUCAGGAUUAAUUAUCAAUUACAAAAUCCAACCAGUGGUCUACAAUUUGACACCUCACGAGAACAACAUUUAUGGACAGCUUGCACAACCAAUACAGAAUGGAACUCUAGUGCUUCUCAUUGGCUACCAUGUGUAGACACCCUCGAGGAGAAAUGCACUUGGGAGCUGGAGUUCAGUGUGCCCAAAAAAGUAGGAGACAUUGGUACUAGUAAUGUCAUUGGUGCUUCUCAACCAAGAAGGCGAAAGCUUCGAGAAGAAUCUAACGGUGCAGACAAGAUGGACCUUGAGGAUGAGCAGGAAGUUCACGCUCAACGAACUCGCCACAAUGAAGAAGAGGAGGAAGAUAUUGACGAAGAUGAGGAGGAAGAUAACCCUUUAAAGCGAGAAAUGGUCGUUUGCUGCUCUGAAUUUUCGACCGGCAAAGAAACGCCACAUCCGACUGAUCUUUCCAGAAAGCUGGUGUCGUUUCAGAUAUUCAAUCCAGUGGCACCUCAUCACAUCGGAUGGGCGGUGGGGGCUUUUCAAACUUGGAUGAUCCCACAACUCAAAGCGCAAGAGGAGGCAGAAGAUGAAAACGACGAUCCGGUUAUAGUACAAGAAAAUCAAGAAGAUGAAGAACGAGACGUCAUCCCCAUCCAAAUUUAUACUCUGCAUAGUCCCGAUAUUGACGAGAGAACGAUCCUCAACUCGACCUUGGUUACUCAAAAAAUCCUGGAUUUUUACUCCAAAGAAUUUGGAUCAUAUUCAUUUACAUCUUACUCUCUCCUUUUUCUUCCAUCCAUAGCAGAUGAUACCAUGGAUUUUGCCGGCUCUACCUUUUGCAACACAAGGUUACUCUAUCCUCCAGAAGUCAUCGAUCUCGCUUUUUCAACAACGGAUAAAUUAAGCUGGGCAUUGGCUGCUCAAUGGUCUGGGGUUAACGUUACUCCUCAAGUCGCGAACGAUCUCUGGUGUUGCAUCGGCAUGGCCGGUUUUAUGGCAUUGCAAUUUUCCAGACAUCUGAUGGGCCUCAACGAAUUCAAAUACAGAGUCAAGACUUUGUCGGAGCAAGUAGUUGAUGAAGAUUGGGAGAAACCGCCAAUGGCCGAUGCUUUCACACACGCUUCGAUGCCCAUCACUACACUUUCUAAAGAAUUGGACUUUAUUAAGUUAAAGGCCCCGAUUGUUUUGUACAUAUUAGAUCGUCGGAUGACCAAAACUGAACGAUCUUUCGGUAUGUCGAGGGUCCUGCCGAAGAUAUUUCUUCAAGCUAUGUCAGGAGACCUACCAAACAGUAGUCUCUCAACUGCGCAUUUUCAGCAUGUAUGCGAAAGAGUUAACAAGAGUAAACUCGAAAGUUUUUUCAAGGAGUGGAUUUACGGUUCCGGGGUGCCCAUUUUCAGAAUCACCCAACGGUUCAACAAAAAAAGAAUGGUCGUAGAGAUGGGUAUCCGACAAUGCCAAGCCCAAGAGUUGGGCCAGGGGAAGACAAUAGGCAGGGCAGGGUAUCAAACGAGUGCCCUUAACUAUAUGUGCUACCCAAACAAAGCCUUGACUCCCAUUUUUACAGGUUCUAUGACAAUUAGAAUACACGAGGCGGAUGGCACCCCGUAUGAGCAUAUAGUUGAGCUAAAGGAUACCUUCACAAAACUUGAUAUUCAGUACAACACAAAAUACAAAAGGCUCAAGAGGAGAAGGAAAGUAAACAAAACUGUAAAACAAGAGGGCAAAGACCAAACCCCAGUUGAUUCUAUAGAACCAACAUUACCGGAUGAUGAGAAUGAAGAUGUGGUGUUAGUAAAUUGCCUAGGUGAUGUGCUAACUAGCGCUAAAGAUUGCAACCAAUGGAACCUUACUGAUGCAUUAAUGACCAGCGAAGGCGAUGAAUUCCAACAACAGAAUGAAGCGUUUGAAUGGAUCAGAAUUGAUGCAGACUUCGAGUGGGUCUGCAAGAUCUAUAUCAAUCAACCUGACUACAUGUUUGCAUCUCAAUUACAACAAGACCGUGAUGUUGAAGCACAAAUCGAUAGUAUAAGGUUUUUUGAAGACGUUGUUACAAAUUCAAAUGUUAAAUCUCAGGUUUACUCUUCUGUCUUGACACGGACCGUCAUGGACGACAGAUACUUUUAUGGCGUAAGGAUUGAAGCUUGCAGAGCAUUGGCCAGAUUUGUAAUCCCGCAAAAUAAUUCUGAAGCAUUUGCAGGAGGAGCCAAGCAUCUGAUAAAAAUUUUCCAGCAUUAUUUCUGUCAUGAGAAUUCGAAUAUUCCAUUCAACAACGAGUUUUCUGACUUCCAGCGAUAUUUCCUUCAAAAGGCUAUCCCGAAGCUUCUCUCUAGCGUCAGGAAUGAGAACAACGUUUGCCCAACAUUUGUGAAGCGAUUUCUGUUGAACAUUCUUAGAUACAAUGAAAAUGCUGACAACAGCUACAAUGACACCCACUACGUUGUUAACCUAGUAGAAAGUGCAGUGGCUAGCACUGUCGGAGAGCCUAAUGACGUGGAUUUUUGUAGAGAUCUGGUUCAUGAAUUGCGAAGAUUCAAUAAUCUCGAUCAGUGGAUCCCAUCUUAUCAGUUGUUGGUAACGAGGUGCCUCAUGGAACAGCAUUUGAAUCUAGCAAUUGAUGGCUUUUAUGUUUACGAUGACAUUACUAGAAUCCUGGAGUACGCCAUAAAAGAACAGCCAAGCAGGCACCCCGAAAAUGCGUUACAUUUAGGGGAAGGACUACAAGACCUCGUUUUGACAUCUUUCAAAGUCCUACUUGUUUCUGGGGGCAUCAAGAAUCGUGAACUACUGAAGCUUUUUUUUGAAUUCAUGCUUAUACAUCCGGACCCCUACGUGAGGCUAAAAUUAGUCGGGAUUCUGGUCGAGGCUAUCAACUUCAUUGCAGAAAAGCGAUACCUGGAAGACCUAGAUGAUGAUCUUGAAAAUAUUCACACUAUGAUAAAUCCAGCAAGCGGAUCGGAUAAUUACGAUCUAGGAGAUUCUAAUUUUAUCAUAGAAAAUUUCAGUGCAGAGACUGCGAACAAGAGAGAAACUCAAUUGAGGGCAAGUAUUGGUGGACUCAUGACUAUUUUGCGCCGGAAAUUUGUAAGUUAUGGACCUCUGAAGCAGGUCAUAUGGGAUAGCUUGCACUCUCCUCUCACAAGCGUGUACCAGAAGAAAUCGCUCUUCGAUCUGGUACGAAUUGUGUACAACAUGGAAGACAAAUUUUACGUGAAACUCCCAAUUCCCAGGGAUCGGAAGCUUGUGGCCAAAUACGAUGGAAAUGGUAUCUUGAGGCUACGCAGAGAAGGCAUCUUAAAAGUUCAUUUGGCUCCGAAAAUCAAAGUGAAUACCAAGCGCAAGGCGGCAGCCACUACCAAGCCUUCGUCCAUGAAGGUAAAAUUGAACGCCCCCAAAGGUGAACCCCACUCUAAAACACGGACAGGACCAGCUUCUAGUAAUCAACAGUUGCCAAAGAAAACCAAAAAGGUGGUAAAAAGCUCCAUCACGAAGCUGGGCUCACUUCCUCUUCGAUUUGUCAAAAUCUCUUCGAAGGACCGAACGGUUGAUGUUUCGGCUGCCGCUUUCAACGAACGAGUUACGGUGAUGAAGGCUAACUCACGAUCGCUUAUUGUGAGGCUCAAGCUUCCAGGUAAAAUGGAAGAAAAAAAAAUAGAGGAGAUUAAAUGA